AAAUUAAACGGAUUGCAAGGUACCGUGAAGUCGCAGAUAUUCGAACCGCAUAUCCGUCAGAUACAAUUGUCCAAGCUCAAACAUACAAGUACCUAUUUGUGGUGGGUAACCGCUACGAACAGUAUGGGAGAAAGUGAAAAAUCGCGACCAAGUUCUCUAUCAACUGAAAAAUCCGGCGGUAACUAACUAUACUACAAUACACGUAAUCACGAAAAUCGGAUGUACAACAAUGAGCUCGUCGGUUAAUAGCGACAUGUCAUUUAUUGGGUACUUUUUUCCCAAGAAUAUUGCCCGUUUGGGCAAUUUUGCAUAGCCCAUCCGGGUAUCGGUUAUCCCGAAUUUGUUACAACUGAAAAAACUACUUCUAUAUACGUAUAUAAUAUUAUAGUUUAUUAUUUGUUUUAUUUUCAGAUAUUCAGUUUAAACUCGCUAAAAUUACGAAAACUGUCAAAAUAUUCUUUUACCUCUGUUUUAAAUUAAAAUGUUAUCAAUUUUUAAAUUUCACUACGAUAUUCUAUAUUAUUUAUACCAACAUAAGUAUAGUAGUAACCUAUUGAAAAACUGAGGCGCCGAUCUAUACAAUCUUCUUAUUAAAAUAUAUAGGUGCUUAUAGUUUAUAGUGAGGUUGUUAUGAGAAGGGGGAAAGCGAGGGUGGUGAGAUCUAGUAUAGAAUUUGGGGUAUUUCUUAUCGAAUGUUGUUUAAGUCAAAAAAUAAGGACCACACUAUUUAUGCGUUAGUCGAUGUUCUCGGAAAACCUAAAUACCAAAAUCGAGUUUUAACGUCUCAUUGUAUAGCCGAUGUGUGGAAAACUGUAUUUAGUUCAGAAAUUAAAUAUUAUUAUUACUUAUAUCGGAUAUCGCCAAGCACCGACUGUGCAUAUUUCUAUCUACGGCCGUAAUUGCCUGCAAUAGAACUGACAUUAAAUAAUACAUAUAUCUAUUAUCUAUCGAUAAGUUUAGUACCUAAAACCCAUACACGUUAUUGAAACUUAUAGUGUAUACAUACUCAUCGGUACUUAAACACCGUGUUAAAGUUGCAAGUAUAGUUUUUUUACGAAAAGUAUACUCAAACGGUCAUAUUUCCGUUAUAAUGUUAUUUUACGGCUGAUUUCCACAUAUUAUUAUUAUUAUUAUUACACCUAUAUACUAUAAUAUGUUAAAUUACAAGUGCCUACGUUUAUAGACACAGGCCUUACUGUAACAACACUGCAAUCGUAAAUUUUAAAUAAUUUCCAGAUAUUUUACAGGACAGAUUUUCGAUACCCGGUUUGACUAUAUAAAUAUUAUAGUCUCUUUGCGUAAAGCGUUUUUCGUUAUAGACGAACCGACUCGCUAUUUUUGAUAUUAUAUACAUACUAAUCCCGUAUUUAUUCAGCUAUUAUAGGAUACCUCAAUAUAUACUUAUUAGUUAUUAUUAUUAAACAUUAAUAUAUUAAUUAGGAAUUAUUGCGGCCGUCGGUAAUUUCCACGCUACAAUACAAACCAAAUGGCACGUGAACGUCGAUCUCCCUUGCAUAAUUUCCGGUAGCCCGACUCCAAACGUAAAAUGGACCUACGAAAACCAAAUCAUCAACCUUCAGUCUCGACGAUUUAUCUACGAUAACUACACAUUACAUUUAGAAACCGUGACCAGCUCGGAUUCCGGGAAUUACACGUGCUCGGUCUGGAACGUAUACGGGUCGGAAAACGUCACCACUUCGUUGAUAGUAGUCGGCAAGUAUAAUAAUAUAAUAGGUAUUACACUAUUUUAUAAAAAGCAAACAAACUACAGGUAUGUAUAGUUAGUGCAAUACAAUGUGUUAGCGUUGCCGUCUAUGGCUCAGUUUACACCAGGCAUUGAUGGAAAUUGUGUAGGAGGGCUUGAGGAGUCUAAGCUAGCUCAAAACGUUACACACAGAAAUUAGCCCCUCUCAAAUUACUAAUUAGUCAUUUUUGCAAAUAUCACCAGGUAUCCUAUACUAGAUUGACCUAUUGGUUAGUCCUUAGAAAGGUAUGUCUUAUAUUAUACCUAUAACAAAUUAUCAUUUACGCUUUUGGACCAAAAAUUGUUUCCUUACUUUGAAAGGUUAGGAUUCAUUACUUAUCAUAUUUUAAUAAAGUGUUAAAAAUAACAGCAAUGAUGAAAUUAUUAUUGAUAAAAGACUGAUAAAUAAAUAUGGAAUAAGUAUCAAAUACUUACCAAUAUAGCUAGGUGUAAUAAGUAUUUAAAUUAAACAAUUUAAUAAAAUAUUAACUUUGUAUGGCUCCCAUGUCAAUGUUCAUAGCAUUUUUAUUGAAUAUUGAUGAAAAAAAAAAGAAAAUAGUGUAUAAAUUGAUUACUAAAAAUAAAUAUAUAUUUAAAUGUCAAUUUAUUUCGCGAAUUGGUAGUUAUGAACCUAGAAACUUUCAAAAUAUUUAAGAACGGAUGAAACUACUUUUCAAUCUUUGUUAGAAAUUAUAUUAUCAGUUUUAGCGCACAUGUGCGUUAUGAUAACAAGCAACAUGUUAUUAUUAAAUUGAUCAAACCUAUUAGGGGAGGCUAGUGACCAUACUACGAUUUGUCGUAUGGCGAACUUGUACAACAGAUUUUAUACACGUUCAAACUUCAUAUCGUCGUACUACACGUACAGUAAUAUACGCGUUACGAUAAUAAUUUAUGAUAUCGUAUCAAACAAAGUUGUACAAUAUGUCGUACAAUUAAUUGUAUCGUAUAUGGGACCCUUUAGAGGUUAACCGUUCUUAUAUUAAAUGUUAUCACCGGAUAUAAUGUUCUCUGUGUGCGUAUAAAUUGCAUAGACCUAGGAAAAAACUGAUUUCUCAUGAUAUUAUUUUAUUGUUAUUGGGAUGACGCUGUAUAUCGUCCAAAUGCUAACAUAUGACCAUGGUUUAAAUUUUCCUCGCACACACACGAUCAAGCACUCAUAGUGUGUAUUUGGAUUAUCGGAUAAAGUUUAGACGACAUUGCAUUUUGCUCCUACUAUCAGUGGCGCCGAACUCGGGGUACAUAUCGAGCGAUAUGUACGAUGAUAGUAGGUGGGUGGUGCUGAUUUUUUUUUUAUAUGAAAUGUGGUAGAGUGCGUGUAUGGAAAAUAAAGUUACUUAAAUAAGAUAUGAAUAAUUGUCGCGAAAUGCACGUUUAUAUAAAAUGCUCAAAAUAGACACGUGCUUAAUAUACGAUAUAUAGAACGCGUGGAUUAUUUUAAUUAUAUUAAUUGUUAUGGAAACUGGUAGUUGAAUAAUAUCAUGCUCGAUCGUUUAUUUCCAAUACUAAAUAUUUAAUGUAUUACACUAGCUUAAUGAAAGAAAAAAAACACAACUUUUUUUCAAACAAUAUUUGAUUUUUCUCAUGUGUUCAUUUUGGCAACACUGUAAAUGUCCGCGUCUUAUAAACAACAUAUGUUUUUCGUUUUCCGUAGAUAGUAAAUUCUUGCUUAUCUGAAUUUAUAACGUUCAAUAUUAAAACUCAAUUAAUUGUACUAUUUUAUAAAUUAAAACAAAUAGUUGAUUUACAGAUAACGAUAGCGAAUAGCCAAUAGUGAUUCAUUUUCGUUUAAAUGCUUAAUGCUUACUUUUUCAAGUGGUGAUUACACUUAUAGUGGUGAAUUCUGAACGUGAAUUGUUUCAAUAUUAAAGAUCCAUCGUCAAUUAAAAUCAUGGCACGAAAAUUAUAUGUAAGUACCUUUAAUGUAUUGUACUUACCUUUAAUUAUAGUAUAGUUAAUCCCUCCACCUAUCGUAUACGGUUUAUACCCAUUUUGAUAAUCCCAAUUCAUUGUGUACUGUAGAUAUACAUAUCUAUGCAAAUUAAACUUACUCUGUUCUCGUUACUUAUUAAGAAUAUUAAAAAGACUUUUAACUUUUUGUUUUUGUAUUUGACGCUUGAAAUAGAACAUAACAAUACAAUUUUUAAUUUAGAUUAAAAUUAACAGCAUAUAAAAUAAAAUAGAAUAAAGAACCGUAUAUGUAACAAAGUAGGUAUAAACAAAGUUUUGUACAUAAAAUAAACCAAAACAAAAUUAAUAUAUUUGAGUAUAAUAGAAUGGGUGAUUUUCAAUCUUUGUUAUUAGAGUCCGACUUUCAAAUUCCUCUAGCUAUUUUAUCCUCAUUGGUCCACAUUCGGGCAAUGCAUUCAAGCCUCCUUCUGUAUCAUUUGUAUGGUAUCGUUAUUCUGUAUUGUUAUGUUAUCAUAGCUCAAUUAGCUAUAGCUUAAUUCAAAGAUUAUACGAUGUGUAAAGAUAUACAUAAAACUUCCCUCUGUAUCCCAACUUUUCACCUACAACAGUGCACGGGCCCAUUUUGAGAAGUAUGUCAGUCUUUUUUUUUUUAAUAUGAUUUUCUUAAAAAAUUCAUUAAAAAGAAAAAAAUAAAUUGUUCAUUCAAAGGUAAAUUAAUAUUAUUGGUUAAGUAUUUAUAUUACCAAAAAUCGUCUAAGAAAAUUAUUUGCAAUAAUUUGAUAUAUAAGUAAUAUAUUUUUUUACCUUUUAGUACAUUUAUUAAGAAAAAUAAAAAAAAAAAUGUUUUAUUCUUGCACAGAGGUUAAUGUCAAUACAAUAAUCCUGUCAUUUUUCCACCCUUUCUCACAUGCCUUAAAAAUAUAUAAAAAUAAUUUACCAAACAUGAUUUUCUUUUAAUAAAAUGCACUAAACCUUAAAAAAUUAAUUGUUCAUCCAAAGAUAUUGGUUAAAUAUUUAUAUUAAUGAUAAAAUAAUAAUUUUAUUAAAUUUUAUCAUGACAAACUUGAUUUUUUUGUCAAAUAUAUUUUCAGAAUUUACUGUUAUGUAUUUUAUUACUAACAUUAAUUUAUUAACUAGAUAAUAUCAAUUAUACAAAAAUAUAGAUACCUAGCAUAGAAUGGCCUUAUAAUGAGAAUAUACAAUUUCAAAAUAUUGAUACUAAUUUUUAUUCAAUAAUCUUCUUUGGACAUUGAAAUUCAAAUUAUGAAUUGAUAAACUUAUUAUAUAUUUAUGGUUUAAUUUUUAAUUCUUUUGCAUUCCCCAUAUAUAGAUUAAAUCACCAAUUUAUAGAAAACGUUCACUUUACUAAAACCUUUUAUUAAAAAUAAGUACCAAUCAUUGACAUUUAUACUCUAUUGUGAAAUAAUGAAAUAUUAUACUGCAUAAUCAAAAACAAAUAAAUAGUAAUAUGUCACCAAUAAACAAAUAAUCUGCUUUAAAAAGUCUAUAAGUAUAACAAAAUAAGUGAUGGCCUUAAUUAUUUUAAACAUCAAAAACCUGAAAUAAAUUUAAUUGAUUUGUGUAAAACUGUAUUGAUCUAUAUUAAUUAAAGUGCCUGUCAAAGACUUAAUGAAUAUCAUAAAAUGUUUUGAACUGAUAUUGUACCUCAAAAAUGGAGACAAGUACAGAUAGUAGGUACUUAUUGAUCAUUUUACCAUUGGUAUAAUAGUUUUAUAGAAUUAUUGCCUAAAUUUAUUUUACUCUCUUAUAAGUAAUUACAUACCACAUAAGUUUGUGUAGUUCUUAUAACAAUAAUUUUUAAUUUUCUACUUAUAACUUUUUUUAAUAAAUAUACAAACUCUAAUAUAAUGAUUUGUAAGUUAGGAAGAUUAAGUUAUAUUCAUUAAUUCAUCACUUAAGAUUUGUUUCCAUUAUGGAAAAAGAAAAAAAAAUAUUCAAUAUCCUUCAACACAUAUCUUGUUAAUAUUACAUAUGAAUUAGGCACCAUAAUUAAAAAUCUACAAUAGUUGGGUGCCAGAUUUAGUUGAUAGUUUACAGCUUAGGUUCCAUGCUGUAGAUAGUACUAAUCAACUAGUACAGUAAUAUUAAUAAUAUUAUAGUAAAUAACUGAAAUAAUUUUCAUCCUAAUAUCUUACAGUUUAUACAAAUUUUAAAAAGUAAUUAAUUUCUCAAUUAGAGUAAUCAAAUAUUAACAUAGUAAAAUUUACCUUUGUUAUUUUUAUCAUAACUAAUUCUUAAAAUAUAUACCUUAUAUUUAAAUUUAUAAUAAUAUUUAUACACUUUCAUGAAAUAUAAUAUGAUUUAAAAUAAAAUAUAUACAAUUUUUAUUUAAAAAAUCAUCAUCAUUUUUUACCAUAAAUAUAUUUAAUAAUACAGUGUUUCUCAAACUAUGCUUUCUAGUACCUUGGGAAAAUGUAAGGGAUUCAACAACCAAUAUAGAUUAUACGAUUUUUUUUUUUAUUGGUUUCCAUAAGUCACACCUUUUACACAUUCAUUUCAUUUUCACUUUUUUAGCAGUUUUCUAUCUUAUUAGUUUAGUGUUAAUUUUGUAUUUCUGUUCUUUGAGAAUUUCACUAUAGUUUUUUACUGCUUACUUACUUUGGUACAAAAAGGGACACGUGAGCUAAAAAGUUAAAAAAAACUGCUGCAAUAAUAUAAUAUUUUUUUAAUUUAUAAUGUAUGUGAACUAGUUCCUAAUUUUUAUUUUUUUUUUUUUUUUUUUUUUUUUUUCAUAGGAUGAUGUAGAAUAUGUACACAAGUUAGUGUACGACUUAAAUGUAAAUGAAUUAAAAGAAAUAUUAGAAUUUUUGAAAGUAGCUAAAUUUGGUAGUAAACAACUACUACGAGAUCGGAUUAUACAUGUAUUGGACGGCUCAUCAAAAAUGAAAAGUCUACGAAAAAAAAUCGUACAAAUCUAUGAAUCUAGAACACAACAACCAGAUCUGCAUCAACCUUCAACAUCCCGUGCACCCGAAGUUUUUUCAACGCCAAGCCUGAGUUUUGAACAGCGCCAACUAUCAACCAUUGGUCAAGGCACUAUACAAUUUAAAAAUAUGCCAUUCUUUAAGCCAAUUAAAAAUUUAAUGGAUCCUAUAAUCUUUAAUAUUCACAUGUAUUCAUGCCAAUAUAGUGGGUUUUUUUAUUUGGAAGAUAAGGUUAGACAAUCUAUUAAAGAAACAUGGAAUAUUCCUAAACAAGAAUUUAAAAUAAAAAUAGUUUUAAGAUUUGAACAGUUUAAACCCAAGGAAAAUAUGAAUAAACGUUUGCCACACAACUUAACAGUUUCUGUAAAUGGUAAAAAAUGUAAAUUACCCACAUUAAACAUCUAUGAAAAUGGCCGUGGCCAGGUAAUUAGACCAUGGCGAGGUAAUAUUCCUAUAGAAUUAACUAAAGAAACACUUAACGAAAAUCGUUUAUGGAAUUCAUUAAAUGUUACAUGGUCUCAAGAUCUAUUUGAAUUUAAAGCUAAUAUGUAUGUAGUUGAGAAAUUGACUCCAGACGAACUACUUGUAACAGUCAAAGGAAGACCACAACGUAAAUAUGAAAAAACUAAAGAGCAAAUAAAAAAUUCAAUGCAAAGUGAUAUUGAUAUGGGUGUGGACUCAAUGUCCACUUCACUUCAGGACCCGUUGAGCAAAACAAGAAUGAUAGUACCUGCCCGAGGUGUACAUUGUGUACAUCUGCAAUGUUUUGACACAUUUCAAUUCUUAGAAUUGAACAAUCUAAAGGAAACAUGGACAUGUCCAUUGUGUAAGAAAGAUGUUAAAUUCGAAGAUAUCGAAGUGGAUGAAUAUUUUUUACAUAUUCUUCAGAGUCCAAAUUUAAGUGAGGAAUCUGAUAAUGUAAUUUUAUUCAAAGAUGGAUCAUGGUUUGAUAAAAAAAGAGUGAUUUCAAAUAGCUCUGUGUCUUCAAAUAAUCAAAUUCAAGAAAUCACAUUGUCAUGCUCAGAUGACGAUAGUGAGGAUUCAGAGUUAAAUCAACAAACUGAAACUGAACAUAUAGAAGGAUCUUACAAUUAUUCAAUAGAUAUGCCUACAGAUUCCUCUGAAGAAGAAGAAACAGAUGAAAACGGAAUAUGCGUUAUAACAUUAAAUUAAAUUAUUUAAUUAUGUCUAUUAGUACUAGUAUUAGUAUUAUUAAUUUUAUCAUUAAAUACUUAUUUAAUUUUUACUUAUAAGUAUACAUUAAAUUAUGUAUAAAUAUGUAUGCACCCGCCCACAUUAUUUUAGGACGUCUUUUUUUUUUAUAUUUAAUUAAAAUUAAUUUUUUCAUUAUUUUUUUCAUUACAUUUCUAUAUUGUGUAAUAAUAUAAAUAAUAUCAUAAUAUAAAGAGUUAUUUUAAAUCAAAUUUUGGUUAGUUUUUUGUUUAAUCUUUUUUAUGUUUGUGACUGUGUGAGGUAAAAUAUACUUUUCAAAUUUUACAUUUUGAAAAUAUAAUAAAACAUUCUUCAGAAUGGUUUGUUGCUUAAAUGAAAAUAAACCAAGAACAAAAUAGUCAAAGUAAAAAUAUGUAUACAAAUCUGUAACUAUGCUAUGCUAUUCUAAUCAAGAAUACAGUAAAAAAAAAAGUAUUGCAAAAUAUACAGUAUGUAUACAAAUUUAAUAUAUAAUAAUUAUUUUUAGUAUAUUAAUAUUUUAUUUUAUUAUUUAUAUUUUUGAAAUAUGUUCAAUAAUUAAUAUGUAUUAUAGAAAAAUAUGCAUGGAAACUAUAAAGCAAUUUAAAAUAAACAUAUAUUAUAUAUGCAUACAUAACAGUUGGUAUUUUCUAAGAAGUUCAAAUUGACAAUUGUAAUGCUAUUUGUAUCAAUAUUCAAAUUUACAGCCUAUUUGUUUGACUUUUUUUUUUUUUUUUUUACCAACACUGUACAUUUUGCAAAAUGCUUGUCUUCAUCAUUAUAAUCUUACAAUGUGAAUAAUUUGUCUUAGUUAUUAGAUGGACUGUUUAAUAAAGAAUCUUCUAAUAAAAUUGCAUUCUCACAGUUCUUACUUAAAUAUGGAUACUGAAAAAUAUUUUUAAAAAUUCAAUGACCUUUAUAUUUAACUUUUUUCUUCUUAGAUCAGGAUCUGAAAAGUGCUGCUAUUAAAACUAAACUAUUCUUGAAUUUUCUUUACUGUGAGUAUCUGCACAAUAUGUUAUUGUUGAAGAUUUUAUUUAUAUAAAGUUGCAUCAUUUUCUGUAUCAGAGGUAUUAUGUUUUAAGGUUAGUAAUAAGUAUUAUUAAGUAUACAGUAUAUGUUUAAAUUUAAUAUAUAAUAAUUAAUUUUAGUAUAUUAAUAUAUUCAAUUAUUAAUAUACACAGGUAUUCACUAAGCGUACUCAACCCAUUUUUUUGGAUACAUUUUACAUGUAUUUAAAUUCUGAUUUUUGGAAUUUUUAUGUGUAGUUAAACCUGAUAUUUUCGAAUACAUAGAUUUUCACAACAUUUAAAAAAUACAUUUUAAGUUUGGGUAAUAGUAGAUUAGUGGAGUAUCAUUUACAGUGUUAGGAAUAGAUAAUAAAAUAAUUAUCUAGAUAAGAUAAUAGAUAUUUUUUAAUAUAAUCAUCUAGAUGAGAUAAUAGAUUAAUUUAAAUAAAACUUCAAGAUAAUACUUUGAUAAUUUAUAAAAUAACUAAAGUAUAGCUGAUUGUAAAACAAAUUGGUAAUUAUAAAUUUAAUAGACAUUAAUAUUUUAUCAUUUAUAUUUUAUUAUAUUUAUAUUAUGUUAUAUAGAUACAAUUUUCAAUUGUCAGUUAAUAAUUAUGAAAGUUAUUUUAUAUUAACAAAUUAUACCACUCUACAUAAAAUAUGAAAAACUUAAAAUGGUCAUUAUAUUACUUAUUCUUUAGUGGUCCUUAGGCACAAAAGUUUCUCCUUGUAGCCGAUUUUCUCUAGACAUCAGUAUUUGAUUACCUGCACUAAACAAUCUCUCAACUAAGGCUGAAGAGGUCAGAGUUGUAUUAUAUUUGAUAAAUACUUAUUUUACAAUUGGAUAUUGACUUAAUGUAUCAAAAGUUUUUGUCUAAUUUUUUAAAAAAAAAAUCUAAAAGAUUAACCCUUAAAAAUUUGCUAUUAUAUUGUAACCACUGUAGAUAUCAAACAAUUGAGAUGAUGUCAUAAUGCAUUCAAAAAAGUCAUCACUGCCUUCAGAUUUAGUAGACUGACUUACUGUAUGCUAUUUAUAGAACCAAUAAGAUUACAUUCAGACAUAAUUAACAAUUUGCAAGAUUGCAUGAAAACAGGUGGAACCCAGUUUAUUUUAAACUUUAGAUGGCUAACCGAUGCUAAAAUUAAUGGUUUGUUUCUAGACAGAUUCAAAUUUAAUACAGUUUUGAAUGAAGUUUUGAAGAAAAGUAUUCAAACUAUGUUCAUUAAUGCAAAUGUUGGAAUGAAAAAUCACAAAAAACAUGAAUCCUUACCUUGAAAUUUAUCUAAUGAAGUCACUAAUGGUUUUAUAACUUGACAAUAUUCUUGUAAAAAUGACCAUUCAAUACUUCUUAAUUUUGUUAAUUGUAGUUCAUUAAAUGCUUCAGAUACAUUAUUUUGGUGAAAAAAAAGUUUUUGAAAUGCAUCACAAAAAGUAUUCAAACGUGAUCCUACCAGCACAGGAAAUGUUAACUUACAUAUUUUAAACAUUUUAUCAAAAGCAGUUGUACUUUUAUUUAAAAUAUUCCAAAAGCAUUUAUUGUUUCAAAAUUACUUCUGGAAAUUGUUAGAUACUUUUGUUCUGCGAUAUUUGUAGUGUUAUUGUUGCAAUUAAGUUUAAUAUCUAUGCUGAGCAAGUCAUAUAAUUUGGCAGGAGAAUAAUUUCUUCAUCUGCAUCUAUAUGUUCAUUUAAAACAUAUUUUUGAAUAUUAUCAAUAACAGAUUACAUAUCAGAUACAUAAACAUCAAUAGAAAUAUUUAAAUCAUUUGUGUCAUCAGUUUUUCUGUCUGUGACUACAUUUGUAGCAAUAUAUUCUUAGUUCUAAAUCCAAAAAGCUUUUCCAAAGUUAAAGGUGUUUUCAAUGAUUUUGUUGGAUAAUUUUGUCACAUGUGAAAAUGUGAAAAAUUAUGUGAAAAUUAUUUAAUAUAUCAGUAUUUGCAAUAUUUAUAUAAUUGUGAGAACCAUGUAUAUGUCCACAAGCAAGAACAUAUUAUGUAGACCUUUUAAAUAUAGUUAUAUUUAUGAAAUAAACUGUCAUUCCAAAAUAAAUUGUACUAUCGCAGCUCUAUAUAUCAGCUGUUGUACAUUAAAAUUGUUAGUAAAAAAGUUGUCCACAAAAAAAAAAAUGUAAUAUUUUAUUAAUAUAUUUCAUACAUUUUCUUGUAUUUCCUUCGUUUUUCGGUUUUUCACAUUUGAAAAAACUCUUGAGAAAUUCUAAAAAUGUCCUCCCUAAAAUACUACCUCAAGAAUAUUUCCUUUCGGAAAAGGUUCUACAUCGUAUAUAUCAGAGUAAGAUUUCUGGUAGAAUUUUUGUACAUAAUAUAAAAAAAAAAAUAGACAUCUUUGUAAAAUCAAUACAUUGCUACACUCAGAAUCUAAAAUAAGUAUCUAUCUAAAAUCAAGUUAAAAAAAACAAUGUAAUUAUCAUCAUCUAUAAGAUAAACAAUAACUAAUACUACUGAACUUUAAUCAUCUAAAAUCGAUUUACUAAUGUAUAUAUUGACAUGCUUGGUUGGGGAAAAAAUUUUGGGUCUUGAUAUUCUACAAAAAAGAACUUCUUUCUUUCAAAAACCUCAUACAUGUUUUAGUAGGGUUAGGAUAUUAAUGGCUUUUUUUUCGUAUCGGUAUUACCUAACCAUCACCACCUGAAACUACCGUGAAAUUCCCGGUGGCGGCAGAAUAUUUAUGACCACGUAAACACCAAAAAUGCACGUAAAUAUGCCCUUAAAAAUUAUUACAUUUAAACAUUUCAUCACUAAUUAAAAAUAUACUCUAAAUUAAUAUACAAUUUUUAUUUUUACUUAAUAAUAAAAAUAUAUGACCUAUAAUAUAGUAAGUAUACGGCCCGAUGUAUUUGCACCGAAUUACCUCACCUGAUAAAUCCCAUAUAUUUUGAUAACGGUACAAAAUACCUACCUAAUAAUUAAUAUAAAAUGUCCUUAUUAUAUACAGAACCUCCGAAACCACCAACACUCGAUUUGGUUAACGUAUCGUGGACAAACAUCACUCUGAAUUGGACAAGAGCGCCAGACUCGUUCGCGGUUCAGCAAUAUUUACUCUCUUACAAAUACAUUUAUGUGAGAGUUUUAAACAUUUAUUAUUUUGAAAACCGGACAAUAAAUAUAAUUUUUUUUAUAUAUAUUUUUAAUAGGACCUUGAAAAUGUUUUCAAUGAAAUAUCUUUCAAACCUCAGGACACUGGUUAUACCUUGACAAACAUCAAAUGUAGCACUACAGUCUCAUUCAGUAUUUCGGCAGGUAACCGAGUGGGUCAUGGAAUUCAAAGCAGACCGUUACGCGUGACAACGUUGCAAGGAAAAUCGCCGACUGCCCCUCGCCAAAAUGAAGUACCAAUUUUUAAUAUUAAUAUUAUAUUUAAAACGUUAUGAAUACCUACACCUAUCUGUAAUAAUUGUGGACUGUGAUUUUAAAUUAUGGUUGUGUGUGUGUUUGUUUCAGGCUAUCGAACAAAUGAUGACUGGAUUUUUGAUUCAUCUGCAAAAAUGGAGUUCCCAACAUUGUCCAAUCACACAUUUUGCAGUGUUUAAGAGACUAUCUACAGAAAAAGAAUGGAUACCAGGUAAAUUUGGUUACCGUAUUAAAUAACCCGUAUUUAAAUAAUUUCAGUUCAAUGUAUUCUAUUAAAAUAUUGUUUAUCGACAUAUACAUCUUAUUAUCAAUACAAAAUUGAACGCUUGGGUUUUUUUUUUUUUUUAAUUGUAUCUACCUAAUAUAAUUUUGCACUUUUUCGGCUCUCAAAAUAAAAUAAUAAAUGUUAUUUAAUAUAAUAUUAUACUCCGGUUACAAUAUUUCUUAUUCUCUAGGAACUAACAAUUCAAAUUCUUAUAUAUAUAAUAUAUAACAUUCAUAUAUUAUUUUAGAUCAUGAAUCAUAAUAUAUUGUAUAAUAUUUUUUUAUGAAUCAAUUUGGGUUUAACAUUUUAUUAUUAUAUUCUGUUCGGAUAUUAUACACUACAAUAAUAUAUCGACAUAUAACUACCCAUUAUAUCCGAAAUAAUAUUACCCAGGUUCGAAUUCGAGAGGAGGGAACUAGAGCUACUUCGUACCUCAACUAUAAUUUUAUAGACAUUUUAGCAUACCUACCUUUAUUAUUUAUUUGAAAUACUUACUUGAACGAUACUUAUUUUUACACUCUUAUCAAAAUGCAUUUUCGUUAAAAUUUGAACAUUAUAAAAGUAUAUCUAAAUUACACUGAAUUCUUUGUACCACUGAAUGCAACUCAUGAAAAAUCUUGUGUUAAAUUUUCGAGCAUUUUUUGACUAGGCCAAAACAAUUUUAAUCACAUAAUAUCAAAUAAAAACCUAAGAAGAUCGAAUAUUUCUAUAAAUAACUGAAAAUUGAAUAUUUUAAAAUUUGUACAAAUUCUCAAAACCUUUAUUUUUAUAAAAAAUGUUGGCCUCUACAAUUUUGUUCACUGAAUUGAAACAAAACUAAAAUCGAAUAUAAAAGAAACAAUGGUUGUGUUAAUAUUACAUUUUUCCCUACGUUUUCUUGGUUUUUCUCCAUUAUUAAAAAUACAAGAAAUAUUUUUAAAAACUACUUUCUCAUUACACUAACUGGACAAAACCUUUUUUCUAACAGAAACGAUCACCCAUAAAGCUGAUAAUUAGACAGAUUUCAGGUGGAAAAGUUAUUUACAAACAGAAAAAUAUAAACUUCAUAGUAAAUCUAUAAUAUUAUAAUAUAAUCUAAAAUAAAUGUGUAUAGGUAUUAUGUAUAAACAAAAACUUAGCCUAUCAAACUAAUAUAUUCCUCGCUAUACUGAAAAAGUCUGUAUAUGGGGCUUAUGAGAGGCAAAUCAUCCCACGGGUUACGUUGAAAACAAUAAUUGUAAGGAACACUAAUUUUUUUUAAGUCUUAUAGUCCCUCUUUCGUUUUUCCAAUUUGAGUACAGUAUACUAAAUAAUAGUUUUAUUUUUACUUUCUCAAAAUAUGUUAAUAUUUUAAUAUUUAAUACACGUAUUAGUAUUCCACCUAAAUUAAACUAUACUUUCUUUUUUUUUAGUCAACGAAAACAUUACAUCGAAUACGAUAUACUCGGUCGAAUCUUUGAACCCAUCAACAAGUUACGACAUUUUGAUCAAAUGUGUGAAUUCUGCUGGUGUCACUUCAUCAAUAUUUACUGCUUCAACUCUAAGGGACCCUAACGUUAAAGGUUAGUUAAAUAUUCAAUAAUAUGCCUAGUAUACUUUAGUACGAAAUGGUCACGAAUUUUACUUUUUUUUUUUAAUUAGUAUGAUGACUAUUUGACACAAAAUAUUAUUUAUAUCCAAAUAAAUUUUUGUAUUUAUAUGAAACAAAAUAUUCGCAGAUAACAUACAAACUAAAAAAUGUUAUUUUGAAAUCAAUAUUUAAAAAAAUAAAUUGUAUUUUUUUUUAGGAAUAACUACCAAAGAACCUGUGUCUGUGAAUGAAAAGAUAAUGCACACAAUUUACAGCAUCACGGUGAUGUGGCCAGCUGCGUUGGCUGUAGUGUCUCUUAUAUUCGUCUGUAUCUCUUUAAUAAUAUGUUACAAAUACCGUAAGUUUAAACUGUAGAUAGGUAUGUAUUAUAUAAGUUUUCGGAGUUCUUUGCAUAAGAUACCUUAAAUAUCAUAUUCCAAAUACUAUUUAUACACAACGUGUAUGUAAUAGUUAUUUUUACAUGCUCAUAAGUUGUUUAUAUUUCGUUUUUAAGGACAUUUGUACAAAAAGAACCAACGUAAUGUAGAAGCGAACAAUACAAUGUUGGAAAAUAAUGCCGCAUCUAAAACCGAAGUACAUUCAGAUGCAUAUGAGACAUGUGUACCGUUCAAGUCAAAGAGCACCAUAUCAACCAACGAAGAUCCAAGUAAAACAUUAACAUAUUAUUUACCGUAUUAAAUUUAUAUGAACAAUAUUAAUACCACUGAAAUAAUAAUUUUUGCAAUAAACAAUAGUAUUAAGUGUCUACUUGACCGUUAAAUAGUAUAUCUAUUUCAGUUGUAAUCAGUUAAUUUUUACUUAUAUAUUACCUAAUACUAUAAUAAAUUUACUUUACGUUUUCAAGACUACAACGAAAUCUCACCAUAUGCAACAUUUCAAAUAUCUCCUUCUAAAUCGCCAAAAAUGAUUAAACAGUACUUCUGCACCAAAUGCGGUGAAGAUUUGGAAUUAUGCAACUGCAACAAAAUAGUAACAGACAACACAUUUUUAAAAAUAAUAUCAUAUUAUAUUUGUUCAUAAUCAUCAUCCCAUUCAUAUUUUAGUACUGCUCGCAGGUGGAUUAUUCAAACUUCUUGAGACGGCCCAUACCAACACGACAACCAUCUUACUCCGAAAAUAACCACGAUGAUUCCGAAAAUAAUUCUAUCCAUGGAUUUUGUAAGAAAACCGUCAUUAUCUAUAUUUGAUAAAUUAAUAUUGUACUAAAUCAAUAAGAUGUAAUAACUGAUAAUAAGUCUAAAUUUAAUCUUUAUAAUUAACUACUGUAUAGGACCGCUUACGGGUCAUCAUAAUAUAAUAAUUAAAUAAUAUAUUUAGUCCGUGUAGUACCGAUUUACCGACAACUCUAUUUGCUGAUACCCGAUUUGCUGACGCCAACAAAUUAUUUAAUUAGACAUUAAUUAUAACGAAAUUAUUUAAUAAAUAUUUUAAAUUAUAUGGAAAAAUCGCCAACAUUAUUUGAGUCAACUAUCAAUAUACAAACAUUAUAGUAACUAAUCAACCUGAUGCGUUAGGUUAGGUUCAAGAGGAAAACGGAAAAUUAUUGUAUAUCAAGUAUUUCAUUAAAUAGGUAUGCAAAACGUACAUUACUUGAAGAAAAAUCUAGUAUUAUUGUCAUUCAAAUUAAUUGUAAUUACUAUACCUACCGUUUUUUCACAAACGAUAAUCUUUCUUCUAUAAAUUGUCAUAUUUAGUUUUCGUUUUUUGUGGUCGAUUACAGUUUUUUUGUGUUACGGAUUCAAACUCGAAGUUUUACUGGUUUUUAUCUGUUUAAUCAGAGUAAUAAUGUUUGCAAUAUUCUAGAUUUUUAUUAAACCGUCCGAAAGCUUUUAUUAUAACUAUCAAAGAUCUACAAAAAUACAUUUCAAAGGUGUACAUAAAUACUUGUGGUGUAUCAAUAUACAAGAAAGAAAAAAAUAAACAUGAGUGGAAUCCCACUCUCAGUGGAGUGGCCCCGGUCUUAGUCUAAGAAACGUAUACUAAGUCAUAUGGUCUUUGGCGUAAGAGUCGCCUUAUAUCUUGAGAGUUGCCGAGUAGUUAAAUUGCUGCUGGAUUUGUAUGUUGACCCAGCCUUUAUUCAUGUAUGCGAGCAAACUUGAUAAUCUAAUUUUGAACGGAGGUGAUCACAUAACCCAGUAGAUAAUGUCGUUUCUGUCAUACCGGUAUGUUGCAACAAUAGUACGAAGAGCGAUAUUCUGGCAACGUUGAAUAAUCUCAAUAUUGAACUUGCUGACACAACCCCAUAAUAUAAUUCUAGAAGUCCAUAUUGGAAAAAAAAAGAGGUCUAAAAACGGUUUUUUUUCAUUUUCCACGAUUAUAAAAUAAACUACAAGGAAAAAUUAUUAUAACAAUGUUUAUUGUAUUAAUUUAAAAAAAAUAUAUAUAUAUUUUUAAUAUUUUAUUGUAUUUUUGUAUAAAUUAGAUGAUAUCGAAAGAAACUCCAAGACAUGUGAACCCAUGAAGAAGCCCAAACGUAGAUUGUUACCCUUGCCCGAGUAAGUAUAGUGCAUAAUAUUUUUUCCGAUUAUUGUAAACUGCGCCCAAAGUAAUCAUAAAAUCACAAAUGGAAACUGCGCCCGAGUUUUUAUCAAGUGUACAAAAAUAUUUGACUUAUGUCAUCCUUUUUCUCAGUAAAAUUUUAAAAAUGAAUAACUACAUUUUUGUAAAAACAAAUAAACAAAAGCCGGACAAUUUCGCACGUAGACCACUGAUGUAGUUGAGAAGUUGAGAAGGUAGAAGAGGGAAAAUUUAAUAUAUAACUGUAAGCAACAAUAAACCAUUGCUAACAAAAAACAAUUCUGAGCAAAGUUCAGUUGAUAAUUUUACUUUGUCUACAAUAUUUAUAUGUCAUAUUAUAGUAAAAUAAUUUCAUAGGCAUUAUAUAUUUUCUUUAAUAAAAUAUUUGUUUAAUAUUGUAUCUAUUUUCAGGUUUUUCAUAAAUUUUUCUCGGUCUCCCCAUGUUUUUCCAGGAGUUUUCUUAAUAAAUGGAAAAAUCCUGGAAAAAACAAAAAACCUCAAUAAAGUACCUCCCCAGUCAGAUUCAGAGCAAAAGUACUGGUAGAAAAGUUGUUCACAAGAAAAAAAAAGCCGUAAUAUUUUACUAAUAAAUUGUGUACAUUUUACCGUUUUUCCUCCGUUUUUGUCCAGUUUAUAUUAUUAUAUUAUUUAUAUUACGAUUAUUUAUUUAUGAGUAUUAACCAUUUAAAUAAUUUUGUUUUAUUUUAUUAUUUUAUUAUUUAAAAAAUGUGUUUAUGUUUUACUUAUUACAACACAGUAAACCAUCAUGGCAUUUACUGUUGUAAAAUAUUCCCCUAUUCUUACAGUUACAUUUUUUUUUACAAUAAAAUCUUCAAAAAAUCUUGGCCACAACUUUUGGAAACAGCUGUCGAUACCUGUCUCAAAGAUAUCGUUCGGAUAAGAUGUCGUUUAAUGAUGUCAAUUUUUCUUUGCACACUGCAAAUUGAUUUCGAAUGUACAGCUGAUUGAUAAUCUCAUAUUUUGUUCCUAAUUUGUAGAAAUUAUUAUGAACGUCCAUUACUACGACCAAGAUAUUUUUUAGAAUCCAUAUGAGGCCGGUCAAUAUGACAAUAUCUAGAACACGCACUCGAACAUUAUCACUCACUUUUUGGUUGGACGAUUGCAAGAUUAAAUUUGCUUGUAUUUAAAGUCAAUUUAGUAUCAUUUCUCUAUUCUUAAUUGCAUUUUCCUUCUUUUCAUUUAUGUCUCACAUUUUUACAACUUAUAUUUUUAAUACCUUUUUUUUUUUUUUAAAAUUACAUAUUUAAUAAUUAAUUUUGGCUUUUGUCGUCACUUUUAUUAUUGAGCUUACUUCAUCAUUUAUUUGCUUGAAUCGUCACUUUUACCGUCAGAUUCCUGCUCUAUUUUAUUUUUAUCAUUUCCUUUAUUUUCUAGAUAGGUUUGAGGGACUCUUAAAAAAUUCUUAACACUAAAAAAUAAUACGAAAUACGAAAAUACCUUUUAGUAUACAUCGCGCUUCAAGUGUAGUCAACGUUCACCAAGCACUAAUUGUAAAUGUCAACAAUCGCCGGUAUUUUGGUCAACAUUCACUACGGUUACUGGUGGAUGUCAACAUACACUGGUGACUGUCAACAUUCAUCAACUGCGGUCAUACAUCUUAACAUACAUGUCAUAUUAUAGUAAAAUAAUUGAAUAGGCUUUAUAUGUUUUCUUUAAUAAUAUUUGUUUAAUGUUUUACCGAUUUUCCUAGUUUUCCUACGUUCCCAUGUUUUAUCUCGGUUUUUUACGUUUGCUAGGAAUACUCUUGGGGACCUUUCUAAAGUAUCUCCACAGCCUGAUUUUCUUUUUAGAAAAAUGUCUACAAUAACAUUCUAUUUUAUUUUUUAACACUCAGUAUGACUUAUAAUGAAUCUCCUGUUAAAUUUUUAAGCAUUUCUGUUAGUCUAACAAUUUUAUUCAUAGAGUACCUACCUAAAACUACGUACAAUUAAAAUGUCUAAAAGUACUUCAAAAAUGGCUUAAAUGUUUUGAAAAUUUUACCACAUUUAGGAAAAGCAAACAUAAAUUUUAUGUCAAAAUUACAAGGCUCUACGAUUGUUUUUAUCUGAAUUAAAAAAACCAAAACUAAAUUUAAAAUAAUAAAAACAUUAUUUUUGUAAAUUUUCCUGUUCUUUCUAAGUUUUUUUUCAGUUUUGCUCAAUUAUUAAAAGAAUAAAUAAAAAAUCAAAAAACGACUUCCAUACUAAUAAAAUAGAUAAAUAAUGCAACAAUUAAAUCGUUAGUUUUUAAUUUAAGUAAUAUUUCUAGUAGAAAACAUAGUUUGCAAAAAUUAGGAACAAUAAAAUCUAUAACAUUGCGGUGCGCAUUGUGCCAAAAAUAUUUGCCGUUUUUCCGGGUUUUCCCAAUUAUUAUGAAAAUUCCUUAGAAAUUAAAAAAAUAAUACUUAAUCACAAUAUAUACAAAAUAGAUACAAUUUUCUUUCAGAAAAGGUUCUACACUUCAUACAUUAAAGCAAGAUUUUUGGUAGAAAAGUUGUUCACAGACAGAAAAAAAUAUAUAUAUCAUAGUAAAACCGAUCUCUCCGAAUCUAAAAAACACAUAAUCUGUAAUAAUUCAAUGCUUGGGACAAAUAAUAACAUUUUGAUCAAUUAGUGUUUCAUUACAGUUAUAUCUAUUUAGAAUUUAUUGUCCACGGUUAUUUUUGUUUUAGAAUUUCGAUAUUUUAAAAAGAAAUAAUCGUAUUUAAUACACUAUUUAAUUUAAUGAUAUUUCUGUUCGUAUUUCUUUUAACGUUCCUAUUAAGAUUUGUUGAUCCAAAACGAUUGUUCAUAAUUUCCAAAAUGUCUUCACUUUGAAAAUGUUUCAUAAAAAAUUUAUAUUACCAAUUAUUUAUUUUAUAUUAUGCAAGUAAUAUUAAGUCCAGUUAACUGCACCAUUAUUACUGAGUAUAAAAUAUUUGAAUCGAUGUAUUUUAUGAUGGACUUUUUUAAAGUGUAACAGGUGUGAGUUCGAGAAAAUUACAAAAUUUAUUGUUAUAGUAUACUUUCAUUCAGUUCCCAUGGUAAUAAUAAUAUUGAUUUUCUAGUGCUAGACGCGGAUCACACCAUAUUCCCAGAGAAUGCAGAAGCGCCAACUUACACGAGACUACGUUUAUGAUGCCUAUCCAACAUCAACAACAUCACAGAAUGUGCACACACAACGAUGCAGAUGACGAAGGUACCGGUAUGAGCUCCGGCCGUGGCUCCAGAUAUGCUUCGUACAGAAUGGGCUAUUAAUUGAACUACAUCACGAAAAUACAUUUUAACAUAUUAUUAUUAUCCAAACCAGUUAAUUGGUCUUUUUAAUUAUUACCAUUAUUAUUAUUAUAUAUUACUAUAUAAUUUAUCAAUGUUUAUCCAAAAAUUAUAUUUAACCGAAAAAAGAAGAUAUUAUCUAUCUACGUUAGACAAAAAUUUAAAAAUGAGUGUCAUUCCAAAAAAAUUAUAAGUGUUAACACAAUAAAAUAUUAUUCCUUUUCAAGCUG
Messenger RNA from Cinara cedri, 20000 nucleotides. The record is from the annotation of a GenBank genome assembly. NCBI's taxonomy places the organism in Eukaryota, Metazoa, Arthropoda, Insecta, Hemiptera, Aphididae.